AUGAACGCAGCAGCCGACGUAACGGAUGCCGCUUCUCGGCUCGCCGAAUUCGCCGACGAAGCUAUCCAUUUCUUCCAGAAACUCUUUUCUCAUGAAGAGUCCGCUUUAAGACGAGUCAAAGAACUGGGGGCUUUAUCGAAGCUAGCAAAAGAGGUUCAUCUGAAGCCUUCAACUAACGACGAUGACAGUCCAGAAGAGCUUGAAUUUAUGGAACAAAUGUUACUUCAUUGUUCUGAGAUUAUAAGAGACAUCUUGGCUGAGUUUAAUUGGAACAAUAAUGACCGCGAUCUCGUUCUGAAUGAGUCUGGGCUGUUGAGUUUAUAUGAUGAUCUGAAUGGAAAUAGAGCCAGCGGCCUCUUUGAAGAUCUAGAACGAGAACAAAUGUGCCUUACAGCUUUCCGAGAGUCAGAAUUCAAAACACUCUCUAGAGUGCCUAACGCCUCUCCACUUCGCCUGAAAUAUUCCAACUCUAUUAGCGAACGCGAGAAAGAGCUUUUGCACUAUUUGUUCGUCACAGACCCACGGCAAGACCUGGCAUCACUUGAACUGGUAAAGGGCAAUAUUCUUGAAGGAACUUGCUCCUGGAUCACUGAACAGCUUGAGUUUCGUUAUUGGCUACUAUUUCCCAGCAAGUUUAAAGGUCUUAUCAUUGAAGGAAGCGAAGGUACAGGCAAGACCAUGCUCGCCAUCUAUCUCGCCAAGCAAUUGGAGCGGCUGUACAAACGCAUGCCUGACAACACAGUUAUCUACUUCUUCUGUAACCAAGGCGACAUCUUCAAAAGCUCUGCAACAACCGUUCUUCGUGGACUUAUAUGGCAACUGGGCAAAUUAAAACCAGAACUCUUAUGUCACGCGCUGAAAAAAGUUGAAGCUCAUGGUAGUGAGCGAGUGGUUAUGGCAAGGGGUUCUUUUGGAACCAUGUGGCAGAUUUUCGUGGCAAUGAUCCGAGAUCCGUCGGCAGACAACAUCACUUGCAUUCUCGAUGGAAUCGAUGAGUGUGAUACAUCAUCGGUCAAAGCUCUGUCAGACCGAUUUUCUGACUUGCUGACCAUGCGAACAAGCCCUCAGAACUUCAAAUUGCUCUUAACUUCUCUCUUGAUACCCCCCGCCAUGAAAUUCAAAGACGCCUUUUCGAGCUUGUCUCUGAAUUCUGAAUUACAAGAGAACAUUACCAAAGACGUCGAGCUCUAUAUAGAGACGAACGUCAAGAGGAUUGCACAAGAUAAGAGCUGGCACCAAGAACUUCAAAAUCAGGCCAUGGAGGCCUUCGGCACAAGACCUAAUCAGUCAUUUCACUGGGCGACAUUGGUGAUUCUCGACCUUGAAUACGAAGCUCAAGCUCACAUACCGAUGUACCUCAAGUUCUUAACCAAUAGCACCGACACAAUCUACCACAGAACGCUACAGUAUUGCCCAUUCAAAUACAGAGAACGGACACGGCUAUUACUCAUCUGGGUAUUUCUUGCAUUCAAUCCCCUCUCUCUUGAAGAACUGAACAUCUUGAUGGGCGAUCAAAUCUCAGCCCCAGAUACUGGACUUGAGAAUCUCAGGACAUGCGUAAAAUUCUGCAGAGCUUUUCUCUUUAUCAGGCCGGAGAUCAGGAAGUCUGGCCUGGGAUAUGAGACUGUGGAGACGGUUCACUUAUCUCAACGCUCACUCAAGAAUUUCCCAACUCGAUACGUCACGGGCGAAAAUUCUGGUCCAGGAAUCUUUCGAAUAUUUCCCGAAAAGGAUCAUGAGCGUGUUGCGUCUCGGUGUUUGGAUGUGAUGGAGGAGUUACUUCCCGCCUGGUCAAAAGGAAUAGCAGACGAAAAAUGCAAUUUAGUACUCCCCUAUGCGACACGAUUCUGGUUUCGACAUCUAAGAGAAUGCCCCCAAAAGCUUCAAGAUGAAAAACUAGCAUCAAGGGCAAUGUCUUUUUUGACGCAGGGUCAUGUCAACCGAGGACUCUGGUUCACGUACCUUUCCGACCUCAGAGAUGCACAAGAACACAUAAAGGCUCCGUGGACUGCAAUCAAACACGGUCAUCACUUUCCCACUAUCAACGGACUCGGAGUGAUCACUGAUAUCAUCCUUUGCGAAGAACCGAAGGAUUUUACCUCGGCAGAUAAGCUCAACGCUUUACAACUAGCUUCACUGCUUGGCAUGACGCCAAUUGUUCGCAAGAUUAUCGAUACAAUAAGCUUAUUGAGGUACUUGAGACAAACCAAUAUUCGGUCUUCGCUCUACGGUUUCUUUUAUACACAACCCAGGGGCGAGGCUCGUCUGAUAGGCACGCGGAGAGGCUGUCCACUGUUAGCCACGGCAGAACUUGUGGCGAUGAACCCUCUCGAACUAGCUGUUAUCGAAGGCCACAAGGAUGUCGUGGCUCUUCUGCUGGAGCGUCGCCCUCAUUCUAGCUUACGGCCUGAUUCGAUCUUUGCCUUAGAGACUGCCAUCAGUCGAUGCGAUAAGAAUAUUGUCAAGUUGCUGAUAGGAGCUGGAGCCCCGAAGAUAAGAUCUCCUAGGGGUUUAGAAGGGCCUAUCAGUACCGCGAUCGCGAACGAUCGUCCAGACGUGGUUCAGUUUCUCUGUCGCUCUGAUAAUACUAUUUGGGCGCAGAAAACCUCAAAGCGAGAUGAAGCCACGCAUGCUUUGCUACAUCUUUCUAACGACGCCACACCAUAUCCAUACGAUGGGUCCAGGUUCGAGCAACAUGUAACCAUUUUAGUUCGAGCAGGCGCAUCCCCGGACGGUAUCGCAUCAUAUAAUGAAAGUCUAGGGUUAAGGAAGUGGAAGCAUGGAGUGUUACAGUUCCUACAUACUCAUGGAAUCACUUUCCAAGCCCUGGGCCCGUUUCCAAGCGGUAAAACACCUCUGAUGCUAGCCAUUUCCUCAAUGCAUCUGAGUUGGCCUGAUGUUGACCCAAAAGACAUAAUACAGCCCCUUUUGGAUUCUGGUGCGUCCGUUAAUCAGACCGAUCGUCGAGGUUGGACUGCUUUACAUUAUGUUGCCAACGAGAUUACUCUGGGAAGGGCGAGGAGAGAAUGGGAAGAGAUGGAUGAUGGGGAAGAGUACAAGUUAUAUCAGAUCGCUGGACUUCUAAUCGCGGCUGGUGUUGAUCAGGAUGUGAAAGACAAGCAAGGUCGAAAGGCAGUUGAUAUCCUCGGAGUUGUGGGUGCACCGGUUUGGAAGCGUGAUUUUACGAAGCCAGAGGGCUCGAGGAUUAGAUCUACAAGAAGGAUGUCUCUGGAAUAG
This is a messenger RNA of Fusarium coffeatum, 3237 nucleotides long. RefSeq lists its product as uncharacterized. The record is from RefSeq and is a predicted model, not a curated record. Lineage: Eukaryota; Fungi; Ascomycota; Sordariomycetes; Hypocreales; Nectriaceae. The transcript has 2 exons. Bases 1 to 3237 code for a protein of 1078 amino acids. Gene Ontology annotation, molecular function: protein binding.